AUGGAGCCAGAAUUUAUUCAGGCCAACAUAACUCAGCCCAUCACUUUUAAAUGCAUCAUAUCCGGAAAUGACGUCACUACAAUUAUUACAUGGUACAAAAACGGGAAAAAACUAACCACCUCCUCAAACUCACACGCGAUUCAAAAUGGCGGACACGUUUUAAUUAUAUUCAAAAUGGCCGCAACGGACGUUGGGAUGUACCAGUGUUUUGUUUUGAGAAAGGAUGUAACCGUUUAUGCCACGGCUCAACUAAAGCUAGCAGCUUCCAGACCUGAAAUAAUAGAAUCAUUUGAAGAAAUGUUUAGUCCGGCAGGCCCCGACGUAGGCAUGCAGUGUGUAGGAAGGGGCGUGCCAGCACCCAACAUAACGUGGCUUCGAGACGGUUCCACAGUCAACUUCACUUCUAAUGAUUUCAAAAAUUAUCAUCUCAGCCGUCAGAUGCUGGCCAAUGGUGAUGUCCUGAGUAGAGUCGUGAUCUCUUCCGUUACUGUACAAGAUGGUGGCUUGUAUUCCUGUCACGUUGGGAAUGCACACGGGACGGUUGUACACUCCGAAAGACUGGAAGUUUUUGGCGUGCCCUUCAUAAGAAAGAUGAAGGAUGUUGUUGGAGUUGUUAGUGACGUCAUUCUUCUUCCAUGCGUUGUCGUUGGCUACCCCAUCCACCAGAUCACCUGGACUAAAAAUUCCAUCAGCCUACCGAAUAACUUACGGCAAAAAAUAAUUUCGAACAACUCCUUAAUGAUAUCCACAACGAACAAGUUAGUCGACAGUGGAGUGUACACAUGCGAGGCCACUGAUAUGAAUGGAGUUGGAAUGAAGAGGGAUGUGAACCUCACUUUGUUAGAGAAGCCUGUGAUUGAUGAUUUCAAUUUUCCGCGUAAAAAACUAAACGACCGAGUGUCCGUGAGUUGUGUGGUCAGUGGUGGCGACGCUCCGCUCCUCAUCUACUGGAUGAAAGAUGGCGCCAAUAUUUCCGCGAUGACUUCAUCAUCUUCAUUGUGGUCUCCAUUUUCAAGUUUGUUGUACAUAGAAGAGGUUGGUAGCGCCCACGCAGGUUGGUACAGCUGUGUUGCUAGCAACCGAGCUGGCAAGGUUCAACAUACAAGCAGGCUGUUUGUUGAUGUGCCGCCAUAUUGGAUCAGGGAACCACCCUCAAAACAGGAAGUAGUGAUGGGCAAGGAUGUGGUUAUUAAUUGCCAGGCAGACGGAGUGCCAGCACCUCAGAUAUCCUGGAGGAAGAAAGUUACGAAAUAUUCACCAUCUUCAUCUUCAUCGUCGUCAUCGUCAUCAUCGUCACCACCGAUCGCUCACGCGAACGGAACGCUGAUGAUAAUGAAGUCGACGAAAGAUGACGAAGGUGAGUACCUCUGUGACGUCAGCAAUAACAUUGGCGAUGACGUAAGCAAGAUGGUCGUCAUUAUAAUUAGAGGUCUCCACAACAACGCCAACGACAUCCACACGAUAACAGCCACGCAGAACGACAACCACAUUCAACUACAAUGCGCAGCUACAGGCGAUCUGCCAAUUUCGAUUGGUUGGAGUUUCAAUAAGUUGUCAAUCAGCUGGUUUGAUGAUGACAGGUUGGUUGUGACCUCGCGGAGCUUGCAUUCAAACCAGCAGACUUCGACACUGACAAUCAGCAACGUCCAGCGAUCGGACGCCGGCAUGUACCACUGCACAGCGCAGAAUAGGUACGGCAGGGAUGUUACGACUAUUCGGUUGAAUGUUCUAUCGGUCCCGGAAGUUCCCAGGGAUGUGCGAAUCUAUGACGUCACGUCACGUGAUGCUGUUGUGGAGUGGGCGGUGGGG
Messenger RNA from Helobdella robusta, 1809 nucleotides. RefSeq lists its product as hypothetical. The annotation marks the transcript as partial. The transcript is spliced from 10 exons. Gene Ontology annotation, molecular function: cell-cell adhesion mediator activity. Gene Ontology annotation, biological process: dendrite self-avoidance; axon guidance; homophilic cell-cell adhesion. Gene Ontology annotation, cellular component: plasma membrane; axon. Lineage: Eukaryota; Metazoa; Annelida; Clitellata; Rhynchobdellida; Glossiphoniidae. The record is from RefSeq and is a predicted model, not a curated record.